Hypanus sabinus (Atlantic stingray) is the source of this 1366-nucleotide messenger RNA. It is a transcript of the gene hes4, whose product is annotated as hairy-related 9. The record is from RefSeq and is a predicted model, not a curated record. The transcript is spliced from 4 exons. Gene Ontology annotation, biological process: anterior/posterior pattern specification; regulation of transcription by RNA polymerase II; regulation of neurogenesis. Gene Ontology annotation, molecular function: protein dimerization activity; RNA polymerase II cis-regulatory region sequence-specific DNA binding; DNA-binding transcription factor activity, RNA polymerase II-specific. NCBI's taxonomy places the organism in Eukaryota, Metazoa, Chordata, Chondrichthyes, Myliobatiformes, Dasyatidae. Gene Ontology annotation, cellular component: nucleus. Bases 167 to 1078 code for a protein of 303 amino acids.
CUCUCGCCACUCAAUGCAGUGCUUGCGAGGUGGGGAAGCUGUUGUAGAUUGCUAUUGCAUCAGAAACCACUUUAACUUACUGGAAGCCACUCUUACAAUUACUUUAAGGACAUUUUAACAUUGCAUUUCUUCUGUUAGAUUCAGUAGAAAAAAAGUUGUAUCAAAAAUGCCAGCUGACACCAUAGAGAAAACUUCCAUUUCUCCCAUUGUGGGGGCUUCGGCAACUUCUCCGCAAACUCCGGAUAAACCUAAAAGCGCCAGUGAUAAUAGAAAGUCUUCCAAGCCUAUAAUGGAAAAGCGGCGCAGAGCGAGAAUUAACGAGAGCCUGACUCAACUGAAAACCUUAAUCCUGGAUGCACUCAAGAAAGAUAGCUCCAGACACUCAAAGUUGGAGAAAGCGGACAUCCUUGAAAUGACAGUGAAGCACCUGCGGAAUCUGCAACGUGUGCAGAUGACUGCAGCUCUAACUGCCGAUCCGACCGUCCUGGGAAAAUACAGAGCCGGCUUUAACGAGUGUAUGAACGAGGUGACCCGCUUUCUGUCCACCUGCGAGGGGGUUAACGCCGAUGUCCGGAGCCGGCUCCUCAGCCACUUGUCCAGCUGCCUGGGGCACAUGGUGGCGAUGAACUACCCGCAACCUCCGUCCAGCGCCGGCUCGAUGGCCGGGGGUCACCUCGCUCAGCCGCUGCACGUCCAGCUGCCGGCCGCCGUGCCGGUCAGCGGCGCAGUAGGGAUGCCCUGCAAGCUGAGCCCGGCCGAGGCCGUCUCGCCCAAAGUUUACGGCGGCUUCCAGCUUCUGCCCGCGGCAGACGGACACUUUGCCUUCCUCAUCCCGAACCCCUCCUUCACCUCAUCGGCCGGACAGAUGGGAGGCGGCCCUGUCAUCCCCCUCUACGCCAAUGCCAACAUGCCGGGCAACGCCAACUCGUCCUCGCUGCCUCCCAAUCCCAAACUGGCCGGAUCCCCAGUGCAAGGACUAACCUCGGUACCGUUCGGGCCCGCAGUGUCCCAGAACCACAGCCCUUUGGGAGUGAGCGCGAGUCCCGAAAACUCAGAGUCCGUCUGGAGACCUUGGUGAUGAGCCAAGAUGCCUUUGGACUGACCCGUUAAACUUGUUCCAUUAUUGGGGACAUCUGGUACUUAUCAUAAUAAGAGAUAUUUAUUUCGAUGUAAAUAGACGACCUUGUUGAUCUCCAUAUAACUUGCAGAUCUUAAAAGUAUUUUUUAAUGUUGCAAGAAUCUUGUAAUUUGAUUUUGUUUUGUAACCUGUUUUCAUUAUGGGUGCGAUAUACCAAAGUCUUUUUUUGUAAAUUUGUCUCUGGACAGAAGAAAAUAAACAAUUCGUUAAUAUUUUAAAAGUCCCAAA